Molecule: messenger RNA, 1237 nt
Organism: Gilbertella persicaria
Lineage: Eukaryota; Fungi; Mucoromycota; Mucoromycetes; Mucorales; Choanephoraceae
Product: Six-hairpin glycosidase-like protein
Exons: 6
Coding region: 111-1193 (360 amino acids)
Biological process (GO): carbohydrate metabolic process
Molecular function (GO): hydrolase activity, hydrolyzing O-glycosyl compounds
Source: RefSeq, a predicted model, not a curated record
GUCAUAAAGUAUACAUACGCGCCAAGAACGCGUUCCGGAACUUUUAUGUUCGCUACAGCAUCCUUUUUCUUUUCCUCUUCUUUUCUUUUAUAAAUAUAUAUAUAUACACUAUGACUGAUAUAGAACAUAAUUAUGUGACUUGGAGAAACAAGUACUUGAGAACAUAUGAAGAUGGAUUAUAUGUUUAUUAUAAAGAUCCAAGUGAAGGAUUAAAAGAAAUGACAUGUUCAGAAGCCCAUGGCUAUGGUAUGCUUAUUUCUGUCUUGAAGCGUAAUCAACAAGACUUUGAUGGAUUGUACAGAUAUUUUAUGAGAUUCAGAAACAGUAAAGGGUUAAUGCAGUGGCAACAAAAGGCAGACCAUCAUGGUCGAUUUGUGCCAGGUGAUGAAGGAGGCCAGAAUUGUGCUACAGACGGUGAUGUGGAUGUCUGUACUGCUCUUUUUGUAGCAGCCAAAGUCUGGGGAAGAGGUGGUCCUCAUGGUGAAAUUGACUAUCGCCAGACAGCUGUUGAAUUAGCAGGAUGUAUUUAUCAACACUGUAUUAAUCAUCAAACACAUAUGCCUUUGAUUGGUGAUUGGGCAGAUCCUGGAGAUGAUGCUUAUUUAUUGACAAGACCUAGUGACUUUAUUUUAAGUGGUUACCUUAUAUUUUACUAUGAAGAUACACAGCGAAAAGAACAAUGGGCUAAUGUAAUUAAUGCCAUCAUCAACUGUAUUAUGGCUCAACACAGUCUGAAUCCUCAAACAGGUCUUAUUGCAGACUUUUUGAAAUUAGACCAGCGCAGUGGUGCAUACCAUCCUGCUCAAGGUCAAGUCUUGGAAAGUGAUCAUGACCCAGACUAUAAUUGGAACUCAUGCCGUGUACCUUGGCGUAUUGGACACUAUUACAUGUUGACACGUGAUGAGCGUGUUCGACCUAUCCUUGAGACGCAAGCUCAUUUCUUUGCCGGUCAACUGGCUCGUGGAGGAGGUGGUGGCGAUUGUGGUAUCAAAGCAGGUUAUAAACUCAAUGGCCAUUGUUAUGUGGAUUACACCGAUAUGGCCUUUGUUGCUCCCGCUUGCUUUUUGUUCUGGGUGCUUGAAUGGCGUGUACAAUUAGAUCAAAUUCUGAAUGAAAUGAGACAGAUGGAAGCUACUUACUUUGGUGAAAGUAUUGCUAUGCUUUGUUUGCUAGAUGCAAAUGUACCUUUAUAGAUGUGUUACACAUAAAUCACUGCAAAAGAAUAAAAAUAUACGCU